Amblyraja radiata (thorny skate) is the source of this 2188-nucleotide messenger RNA. Its product is annotated as tubby protein homolog. The transcript has 15 exons. Bases 66 to 1964 code for a protein of 632 amino acids. The record is from RefSeq and is a predicted model, not a curated record. Gene Ontology annotation, cellular component: cilium. NCBI's taxonomy places the organism in Eukaryota, Metazoa, Chordata, Chondrichthyes, Rajiformes, Rajidae. Gene Ontology annotation, biological process: protein localization to cilium.
GGCGCCGCGGCCGGGACGAGAGGGGACUGCGGAAGUAGCGGCGGGGCGGCGGCGUGUGAACUAGGAUGAGUUCCAUGCUGGUGGACAUGGCCAGGACUGAGAAUUCUUCAAUGUAUUCCACAAUGCUCCCAGGAAGUGCUUUGGACGAGGAUGGUCAGAGAUUGCGUCGGCAGAGGCUUGACAAUCAGUGGAAUCUCUUGAAGCAGAAACAGAGACGGAAACGGCAGGAUAUUCUAAUGGUUCAGGCUAACCCAGAUGCCAAGGUGAAGUCCAGGCAGCUCAAAAAGGCUGAAGGGCAGUCCUCGGCAUUUGAAACACAUAGUAUCAACAUGCUUGCAGACUUCUCCUGCAAGAUCCCAGUGGAGGAGAUAUCCAGCGCCCAGCUCCGCUUAGAGUCUCUGGAUAAUGGGGACAGCUUGCUUCUGGACCGAGAGAUUCACAACAAGGCUAUGAUCACCAAGGAACAGGCAUGGAGUCUGGAAGAAGAUGUCCUGGAGGUGUCCGUGGAGGAGCUGCAGGAGAACGUGGUGGGGGGCCCACAAAAUCUAUUCAAGCUUUGUGAACAUCCGGCGGUAAUGGCUGAGGGAGGCCCGAGAGUAAAGAAAGGUCCGAGUCCAUCCAAACACAGGAGCUCAGCCGUUCCACCUGAAUCGUUAGCCGACGACUUGAAAGUGACCGACACCGGCCACAAGCUCCAAACCCCCCUGAAGGUGAUAUCCCGGACGGGAGCAAACGGCGAGAAGAGGCAGUGGUGGAAGGAAGCGGGCGAUGAGAUCGUGGCCUUUCGGGAAGAGGUGGAGGAGACGGACCGGAAGGUUGAAAUCUUCACGGUGGACGACUCGAGCGAAGACCUGGAGGAAGUUGUCACUGUGCCAGCUUCGACGAAGAGGAACAGGCGAAGGAAGAUAAGAGCUCCAGCACGGAAGAAGCUCAUCGACAAGGAGUUGGAUGAGGAGAAGGCGAUGGAAGAGACGGAAGCAGGGGAGGAAGAGGAGGAUGAGGACGAGGAAGAUGAGGAUGAGGAUGAAGAUGAGGAUGAUGAUGGUGAUGAUGAUGAUGAUGAUGAGGAGGAGAGAGAAGAGGAGGAGAGCAUCUCCCCUCAGAUCCACAACAGCGAGCAGUCAGACUCCAUCCCACCCAUCAUCACCUGCGAUGAUGAAUCCAGAACUGAGGGUGUCCCAAUUAAAGUGGGAAACGUGGAAGAAUUUGCCUUCAAGCCUGCGCCCCAAGGAACCGUUGUCAAAUGUCGGAUCACACGGGACAAGAAGGGAAUGGAUAAGGGAAUGUUCCCGACCUACUACCUACACUUGGAGAGGGAUGAUGGGAAAAAGGUUUUCUUGAUGGCCGGACGGAAACGCAAGAAAAGCAAAACGUCCAACUACCUCAUCUCUACCGACCCAACAAACCUGUCCCGCGCUGGCGAGAGUUUCAUCGGCAAGUUGAGGUCCAAUGUGUUUGGGACCAAGUUCACGGUAUUUGAUAAUGGCGUUAAUCCAGAGAAGACUCCCAUUGUUGCUGAGACCCCGGCCAUCCGCGAGGAGAUCGUGGCAGUCUGCUAUGAAACCAACAUUCUCGGGUUUAAAGGACCUCGGAAAAUGACAGUGAUUAUUCCAGGAAUGAACAUGGAGAGCGAGAGGAUUUCCAUUCGACCAAAGAACGACCACGAGACGCUGCUGACACGUUGGCAAAACAAGAACAUGGAGAACAUCAUCGAGCUGCACAACAAGGCCCCGGUCUGGAAUGAAGACACUCAGUCCUACGUGCUAAACUUCCACGGGCGAGUCACCCAGGCCUCUGUGAAGAACUUCCAGAUAAUCCACGCCAAUGACCCUGAUUAUAUCAUCAUGCAGUUUGGCCGGGUGGCAGAUGACGUAUUCACCAUGGACUACAACUAUCCCAUGUGCCCCCUUCAGGCCUUUGCAGUCGCCCUUUCUAGUUUUGACAGCAAGCUGGCUUGCGAGUAGCGAACUGAGGCCUCCCUGCCACUGCACUGAAGGGCUUCUGACUCCCAAAUCAUCUGCAAAGCUGGAGAAGAUGGAAGUGACACCAGCUGAUCGAUGUAGAAAUCCACAGAUCUUCCGUCAAUUUACUGGGUUAUCUGACUUUGAUCCUGGGACAUUGUUUCUAAGGAAUACUGCCAGAGUCUGGGAAAAGUUUAAUGAUGAUCAUGAUAAAUCUUUGUACUGCA